CUCAACCCCCCGCCGCGCCUCGUCUGCAAUCAACUCCUCCGCCCCGCCCAGGCGGGGCACAGACUGGUGCUUGUGUUAGGAGACCUCCACAUUCCACAUCGGUGCAACAGCCUCCCAGCUAAGUUCAAAAAACUGCUGGUUCCAGGAAAGAUCCAACACAUCCUCUGCACUGGAAACCUCUGCACCAAGGAGACCUAUGAUUACCUCAAAACCUUGGCUGGGGAUGUUCACGUUGUUAGAGGGGAUUUUGAUGAGAACCUGAAUUAUCCAGAGCAGAAAGUUGUAACUGUUGGACAGUUCAAAAUUGGGCUGAUCCACGGCCAUCAGGUUAUUCCAUGGGGUGAUGUGGCCAGCCUGGCAUUGCUACAAAGGCAGUUUGAUGUGGACAUUUUAAUUUCGGGGCAUACACACAAGUUUGAGGCAUUUGAGCAUGAAAACAAGUUCUAUAUCAACCCAGGCUCAGCUACAGGAGCUUAUCAUGCCUUGGAGAACAACAUCAUUCCUUCCUUUGUGCUGAUGGAUAUCCAAGCUUCCACAGUAGUAACCUAUGUGUAUCAGCUAAUUGGAGAUGAUGUGAAAGUAGAAAGAAUCGAGUACAAAAAAUCCUAGGACAGCUUCACGUGGCUGGUGCCUCUUAUCAACUCAUUCCAGAGCUGCAAACUACUUGCAAUAUUUGAUUGCUAGUUUAUAGUAUUAAAACACUCACUUGCUAAGUACUUAUAACAAUGUAACUAGCUUAGAGUAGCUUUCAAAUAAUGACACUUGGGUAAUUUCUUAAAAUAUUCUGCUAAAUAGCUAAGUGCACAAUGCUAUAGGAAAUGUGCUUGAGCUUGUUAAAGAACAGCCCUUAAUGUAAUAAAAUUGUUUUCCUUCA
Molecule: messenger RNA, 874 nt
Organism: Alligator sinensis (Chinese alligator)
Lineage: Eukaryota; Metazoa; Chordata; Crocodylia; Alligatoridae
Gene: VPS29
Product: VPS29, retromer complex component
Exons: 4
Biological process (GO): retrograde transport, endosome to Golgi; intracellular protein transport
Cellular component (GO): endosome; retromer complex
Source: RefSeq, a predicted model, not a curated record